Molecule: messenger RNA, 2121 nt
Organism: Lipotes vexillifer (Yangtze River dolphin)
Lineage: Eukaryota; Metazoa; Chordata; Mammalia; Artiodactyla; Lipotidae
Gene: DDX4
Product: DEAD-box helicase 4
Exons: 20
Coding region: 1-2121 (706 amino acids)
Molecular function (GO): nucleic acid binding; RNA helicase activity; ATP binding
Source: RefSeq, a predicted model, not a curated record
AUGGGAGAUGAAGAUUGGGAAGCAGAAAUAAUCAAACCUCGUAUGUCUUCCUAUGUUCCUGUACUUGAGAAGGAUAGGUAUUCUUCUGGAGCAAAUGGAGACACUUUUAACAGGACUCUGGCUUCAUUGUCAGAAAUGGAUGAUGGAUCUUCUCGAAGAGAUCAUUUCAUGAGAAGCAGACUUGCCGCUGGGAGGAGUUUGGGAAACAGGGAUCCUGGCGAGUCUAAUAAAAGAGAGAAUACAUCCGCAAUGGGUGGCUUUAGAGUUGGAAGGAGUUUUGGAAACAGAGGUUUUUCAAAUAACAAGUUUGAAGAAGGUGAUAGCUUUGGUUUCUGGAGAGGCUGUCAAGAUGGAAAUGAUUCAGAAGCUUCAGUGUCAUCCAGAAGAGGUGGAAGAGGUAGUUUCCGAGGUUGCCGUGGAGGAUUUGGUCUAGGAAGUCCAAAUAGCAAAUAUGAACAAGAUGAGGGGACCCAGCGCACUGGUGGCAUUUUUGGCUCUAGAAGAUCAGCAUUAACUGGUGUAGGAAAGGGUGACACUUAUCAAAGCAGAAGUGGUAGUGGAAGUGGAAGAGGUGGUUACAAAGGUUUAAAUGAAGAAGUAAUUACAGGCUCUAGAAAGCAUUCUUGGAAGUCAGAAGCUGAAGGAGGAGAAAGUGGUGACACUCAAGGACCAAAAGUGACCUACAUACCACCUCCUCCACCUGAGGAUGAGAGCUCCAUCUUUGCACAUUAUCAGACAGGCAUAAACUUUGACAAAUAUGAUGCUAUUCUUGUAGAAGUAUCUGGACAUGAUGUACCACCAGCAAUUCUGACUUUUGAAGAAGCUAAUCUUUGUCAGACACUGAAUAGCAACAUUGCUAAAGCUGGUUAUACUAAGCUUACUCCUGUGCAAAAAUACAGUAUUCCUAUUAUACUAGGAGGAAGAGAUUUGAUGGCUUGUGCUCAGACAGGGUCUGGAAAGACUGCAGCUUUUCUGUUGCCAAUUUUGGCUCAUAUGAUGCGUGAUGGAGUAACUGCCAGUCGUUUUAAAGAGCUGCAGGAACCAGAGUGUAUUAUUGUCGCACCAACCCGAGAAUUGAUCAGUCAGAUCUAUUUGGAAGCCAGAAAAUUUUCUUUUGGGACUUGUGUAAGAGCUGUUGCUAUAUAUGGGGGAACCCAGUUGGGGCAUUCCAUUCGACAAAUAGUACAAGGCUGUAAUAUAUUAUGUGCUACUCCUGGGAGACUGAUGGAUAUCAUAGGUAAAGAAAAGAUUGGUCUCAGACAAGUCAAAUAUAUAGUUUUGGACGAAGCUGAUCGCAUGCUGGAUAUGGGUUUUGGACCAGAAAUGAAGAAGUUAAUUUCCUGCCAAGGAAUGCCAUCAAAGGAACGGCGUCAGACCCUUAUGUUUAGCGCAACUUUUCCAGAAGAAAUUCAAAGGUUGGCUGGGGAGUUUUUAAAGUCGAAUUAUUUGUUUGUUGCUGUUGGACAAGUGGGUGGAGCAUGUAGAGAUGUUCAGCAGAUCAUUCUCCAAGUUGGCCAGUACUCAAAAAGAGAAAAACUUGUCGAAAUUCUACGAAACAUAGGAGAUGAAAGAACUAUGGUCUUUGUUGAAACCAAGAAAAAAGCAGAUUUUAUUGCCACUUUUCUUUGUCAAGAAAAAAUAUCAACAACAAGUAUUCAUGGUGAUCGAGAACAGAGAGAGAGAGAACAAGCCCUUGGAGAUUUCCGCUGUGGAAAGUGCCUAGCUCUUGUUGCUACUUCAGUAGCUGCCCGAGGGCUGGAUAUUGAAAAUGUUCAGCAUGUUAUCAAUUUUGAUCUCCCUUCUACCAUUGAUGAAUAUGUUCAUCGAAUUGGGCGUACUGGUCGUUGUGGAAAUACUGGCAGAGCUAUUUCCUUUUUUGAUCCUGAAUCAGAUGGCCAUUUAGCACAGCCUCUAGUGAAAGUACUGUCAGAUGCUCAACAGGAUGUUCCUGCAUGGUUGGAAGAAAUUGCCUUAAGUAUGUAUGUUACUGGCUUCAGUGGUAGUACAAGAGGAAAUAUGUUUGUAUCAAUUGAUACUAGAAAGGGCAAGAGCUCUUUGAACACAGCAGGGUUUUCUUCUUCACAAGCUCCUAAUCCAGUAGAUGAUGAGUCAUGGGAUUAA